UACCAAUAUGGCAGAAGCGGUGGGUCUUGCGCGGUAACUAAAGCAACAUAACAGGAGCACACUGUCAAAUUCAACACUAAUCAGUACAAGACCGCAGCGAUGAGGGAGAGACAGAAGAAAAAGAAGGGGAGGACAUGGGCAGAAGCUGCUAAAACGGUAUUGGAAAAGUACCCGAACACACCCAUGAGCCACAAAGAGAUCCUACAGGUGAUCCAGAGGGAGAGACUGAAAGAGAUCAGUGGUACUUCCCCGCUGGCAUGUCUUAAUGCUAUGCUCCACACCAACUCUCGCAGUGAAGAAGGGAUCUUUUACAAAGUACCUGGACGAAUGGGGGUCUACACACUGAAGAAGGACAUUGGGGACGUGGUGAAGGAACUGUCUGAGGAGGGGUCGGAUGUGAAUGAGCUGUCUGAGGGGUCAGAGGAGCUGUCUGAGGAGGGGUCGGAGGUGAAGGAGCUGUCUGAGGAGGGGUCGGAGGAGUGCGGUAGUGAUAAUCUGUCUGAUUCCCAGAGAAGCACAGAGAACAACAACUACAACGCUAACAACCAGGAGGGCAGGAGGGGACGGUGGAGGAGGAGAGGGCCUUCCAAGCUGCCGCCUGAUCCGUUGUCUCCUCAGCCACGCUGUUCAUCUCCCUCUGUCCCCAGCAGCAAGCUCAUCUCUCCUUCACAGAAACACUGCAAGAAGGCCCUCAAACAGGCCCUGAAGCAGCAGCAGCAGAGGAACCAGCGGAGACAAGGGGGCAUGCCCACAACCUCCAGCCCUAGACUACUGCUUAAGACGGACACCAUUGCCACUAAGUCCGACUCCUGUCCUGCUGCUGGUACCAGGAAGAUGUCCCAGAGGUCCAGUCGACUCAGUGCACGGCAACUGAAGCGUACCAAGUGUGCAGAGAUAGACGUUGAGACACCAGACUCUAUCCUGGUUAACACCAAUCUGCGUGCCCUGAUCAACAAACACACCUUCUCUGUUCUGCCCACAGAGUGCCAAGAGAGGCUACUGACGCUACUGCCUGAGGUCGACCAACAGGCCUGUAUGGAUGGUCUGUUGAAGGUAACCAGUUCUGCCUUAAACAAUGAGUUUUUCACAUCAGCAGCUCAGUCCUGGAAGGAACGACUGGCGGAAGGUGAGUUCACUCCUGAGUUGCAGCUGAGAAUGCGUCAGGAGAUUGAGAAGGGAAAGAAGGUGGAGCAUUGGAAGGAGAGCUUCUUUGAGAACUACUAUGGUGAAAACUCUGGACUCAGCUUAGAGGAAUCCAAAGAGCUGCUUGAGUCUGGUCUCAGUUUGGAGCUCUCAGCCACCAAAGCCCAGUCGUCUCCUCCAUCACAGCCACGUCCUGCUGGCCAAGUACUGCAAGACGCCAAGAUCCCAUCGAACAGCUGCCAGACUCGCUCUUCAGAGAGGAGGCUCCGAUCAUCAUCACUGCCCAUAAACCCGACAUGUAAACCCAUAGAACCUACCAAGUCAAGGCCAGAGCCUGUUCAAGAGGAAACAGUAGCAGUCCCACCCGUUGUACUACCGGUGCUGCCAGUAAAGACCGUUCAGAAGACACUGGAGGUUGAGUACCCCAGACACAGGACUCGUAGUAGAGGUUUAUCCCUACCUAUAGUGGCAGUGGAGGCAGCUCUUGUGCGGAGACAUGAUGUGGUGGAUUCAACCUCAACGGUUACUCCACUUGGAGAGAAGCAGAAGGAGGAAGAUGAGGAGCAGGAUUUGAAAGAAGCCCAGCCAGACACCCCCCAGUACCCUGAGAUCCCCCGAUCCCCUGCCCAGGAGAGUCAUCCAGAGGUCUGCCCCCAGAUUAAGCUCAGUUCAUCACUGCCCAUCGACCUUCCAGAGCCUCUGGGCGUGGACAAGCAUAGUGGGGAGAGGAGGGAAGAUGUUGACGUUACACCAGAGAGAGGAGCCUCAGCCCCUGUGUCAGUCACCUCUGUAUCCGCCCCUGUAUCCACCCAUGGAACCACACCUGUACCCACCACCCCAUCCCCGGAGCCGUUGAAAAGGAAGUCCUCGUCCAGUGAACAGGAAGUAGAGCUGACUCCAGAGAAGAGGGCCCGCAUCACUCCACCAGCAGUAUCUGUGGUAACCUCUCCAGCAGCCACAGUAACAACAGCACAGAGAGUGCCUCCGCUUCAGAUUACUGUGUCGCAAAUCCUAUCAGUCCCAGUCCUUGUGUCUCCAACCCAGGUGUCCCCUAGGACGCCUCUCCCUGUCUCCCUCAGUCCCAGUCCUAGCCCUGGUCCUAGCCCUGGUCCUAGCCCUGGACGCAUUGGUGCUCGCACUCUGGCUGACAUCAAGGCUAAAGCCCAGCUAGCCCGGACCCAACGUGCAGCAGCAGCUGCAGCGAGCUCCUUCUCUAAAGGUGCAGUACCAGGCCCAGGACCAGGAGGAGGCAGUGGAGAGCAAGGAAACCAUAGAGCUUCAGCCCAGACCCUCCACUCCAGACCCUCCUCCUCCACCCAAAGCUCCACCCAAUCUCAGUCAACCACCAAGCUGCCAGCAAGCAGCACCAUUGGUCAAUCUACCUGUCAAUCAACCGAUGCAGUCACCACACCAGCCUACUCCAGUUCUGUCCAAUCAGGCUCCUCUGUGCCCUUUGACCUUAGCCUGUCUCAAAGAUGCUCCAACACCAGCAGAGCGUCUCUCACUGAUGACCGACAGAGAGGCUACUCUGCUGGUAACAUGAGCCCAGGUUUUCUGAUGAGGCCUCAACAUGGGAACACUCAACUUAUAUCACACCCAUCAGGUCCCCAGUCAACCUCUAGCCUCACUUCAUCUGUGUGUGAUGUGAAGAGCCAGUAUGUAUCUGGAGGCUCCAUGGCAGCCAAUGCUAGCCACUUCAUCCCAGCCAACAACCCCCUCGUCACGUCUCUCCUCCAGGGGAAAGAGGUCCCUCUGGAACAGAUCCUCCCCAAGCCGCUGGACAAGGCAGAGGUCCAGCUGACCCAGGCCAAACCCUCCCAUGAUGACAAAUGGAAGAUAAAGUCCCACAGCACAGCCGGGACAGCCAGUGGUGAAAGCCAGAGUCAGUACCUACACUCUGGUGGUGUGGAGGACAACAGUAGAUCCAAACAGCAAGGAUCUAUAGGCCGCUCCCCCUCCGCCAUACCUGGAACAAGAGCAGGUAAGUUGGCAGAGCUCCAGCACCAUCAAAGGGAAACACCUAACAAAGACAUCCAGGAGCAGAUCCUCAGGGCUCUGAUGCAGAGGGCCACCCAGCAGCACCAGAACCAGCCGUAUGGGGUCUCAGGCGAGGCUCAGCGUGCCCAGUUUGGAACCUGCAAUCUAGGGCACCAGGAGGAGUGUGGGGACCAUCCCCGGUUCUCCGCUGGGUUCCCUGGAAGGAAGAGGAUGUCCAGGCCUGCCAUGUCAGGGCACUAUCUCCUCAAUGUUUCCACGUACGGGCGAGGCUCAGAGAGCAGUAAACGCUCCCACCCAUUGGCUACCGCCAACACCUCACUGACCCCUCUGGCCAAUCUGAAGAGAGAACACACAGAGGGAGAGGUGCUGGCUAACGAUGGGGAGGAGUCCGUGGAGAAUAAGCCUCAUUCUCAUUCUAACUCAGCCGGAGGAGUCAAGAUGGAACAGCAGGGCUUCUCAAUCACAAAAAUGGGUGAAGCUCUGGGCUUUCAGCGCUGUUCCAGGAUAAAGUCUGAGUCUCCAUCAGUGGAGGGCUGUCUACCGGAACGGAAUGACAAUAGUUUAGCCAGUACAGAGAGAGACCGUGGCACUUCUGCAAGAGCCAAAGAAACCAACCUUUUCACCCAAUCACAGCACAGGAGGCACCUGGAACUUUGCAAUAGUAAACAGGGUGGUCAUUCUGAGCCAUAUCGGGUAUCUGUAUCUCCCCACAUGGGGACCGUGGACCCCAGUCACACCAGUACUUACCAGCAUCCGUCUGCCUUUCAAACCCAGAGACCUCCAAUCAAUAAUCAGGAAUCCAUGGUGGGGUCCUGCUACAGUGGCACCAUCAGCAUGUCUGUACCUCACACUCUGAGUCUGAACCACAGUGCUGCUGUUUCAGGUAGCGCUUCCAGCACCUCCCUCUCUGUGUCAGGUAGUGGUGGGGACAGCGGCAGUGGCACCGGCAGUGUCAUGUCUUUCUCAGUGACCGUCACUACCAUACCUGCCGGUCACCCUUUGGACCACAUAAACCAGGGGGAGGGGUCUCCAGAGGAGGGGUGUAUGGAGGGAUCUGGUAUAGAGGACGUUCAGUCGAAAUGCUACUGCCGACUCAAAGCUAUGAUCAUGUGUAAAGGGUGUGGGGCCUUCUGCCAUGACGAUUGCAUUGGCCCUUCGAAACUCUGUGUCUCAUGUCUAGUGGUACGAUAAAACGAAUGUUAGAAAUGUAGCAAUGAUUUGUUUCAAAUCUUUAUUGUUGCACCAAGGAACAAGUCAGCAUCAAGUAAUCUACCAUUGUCAAGAAGUAGUUACCAGCAGGGUUGGGGUCAAUUCGAUUUCAGUUCAGGAAGUAAACUGAUUUGAUUUCCGAUUCUAAUUUUCUCACAGAAAAAAGGGGGAAUUGCAAAGUCAGUUUAUUUCUUGGAAUUGAUUCAAUUGAAGUGGAAUUGACCCGAACCAUGGUUACCAGGGUAAAAUGCACAGUGGCCAUACUAAACCCAACCCAUGGUUUUCAGUGGGGAGGCAAAGCAUUUACGCUAGACGAUCAUAGUCUUGUUUAAUCUGUUCCAUCUGAGAAAGACUGGUUUGUUUUGGGCAAUUCACAGUAGUAGUUUUGUUUUGAACAGUUCAAAUCAAAUCUGCACCUUUCAGACUUGAGACAUGUUGAAUCUUGGCAAUACUUUGCACUUGGACAUGUUAUUGUUCUAUAUUUUUGUAAAGAUAGUUUAGAUUUUUAAAAGGAAAGAAAAAAAUGAAUGUUGCUAUUUUUGUAGAACGUAAUAACACUGUUGUUAUGUUAAAGACUGCCACUCCUUCUUGUGGAGUUUAUGUUAUGAUGUUUUAAAAGGUGAAGAAGGGAGUUCAAUGGGGUUUGCGUGUAGGUGAGGGAGUACAAAUAUACUGAUUUAUAUCGAUUUUAAAGGUUGCAAUCAAUCAUUUACAUAUUUACAGUACUAGAAACAGUCUUACAGAUAUAUAACAAGAGAAUAGAUAUUUGAAAUUAUUAUUUUGAUUAUAAAAAAUAUGUCACAAUUAUUGCACUUAGCUUUUCUAAGUACUAACACUUACUGGGCAAAGUACUUGAAUGACAGCUCUACUGUAUGUAUACUGUACACUAUACAUGUAGUGUACACUGUACAUGUAGUGCACACUAUACAAGUAGUGUACAGCCUUCGUACUCUUAACAUGGUGUUGAAAAGUUAAAGCACUUUCACUAGUGCCCUUCGAGGAGCAAGCUGAGUAGCCUGGUUCCAGAUCUGUUUGUAUUGUUUUAUGACAGUGGCAAUAGGAGUUGUCAAUACAGUACUAACAGAUCUGCUACUAACUAAGAUCUUUCCCAUUUCAGUCUAAGGUCAUUGGUGAAGUUUUACCGACACCGUGAACCUUCAUUGAACCUCGACUGAAAGAUAUUCUGUCUCAUUAUGUUUCAUACGUGGAUGCUUGUUUGUGGAUAGCAACGUAACCAUUAGCCCUGAUGUACAGUUAAAACACUCAGAGAAAGAAGGGAGUCAAAUGUAUUAUUCUUUUGCUUUUUAAAUAUUGUCUUUAAGCUAUAUUUAGAAAUGAUUUCUCUAUCUAAGCUUUAUGUACGUUGCUUAAGCAUAUCCAACAUUAUAUCCAAUGUUAUAUGUUUUUAUUGCAAAACAGUUUAUAUCUCUAAAAGAAACUACGCAAAAAUGUGUAUUUAAACGCUAAAUGCUGUACUAUCAAGAAACCAUUCAAAGUAUAGGUGAUAGAGAGGUACAGUUUACUACAUAUAAAGCAAAGGCACAUAAUAUUGGUAUGCAUGGUGAUUGCAAUUAUAAAAUCUAAAUGUAUCAAUCAUAUUUUUGAAUGAUCUGACUAAAACUAAAGAUAGUUGCUGAGUACCGGUAUAUUUUAUAGUAAAUCAUUUCCAUGGUAACAUGCCAAAGUCACCUCAUGAAAACUAAAAGAUCAGAUCUCGUUUUUUAAAAUGUCUGACUAGUUAAAGAAAUUAAUAUAUUUUAAGUCAUAUAUUUUAAUAUAAAAAAUCUAUUUACAAAUCUUUUUUUUUUUUAAGAACAGGGUAUUUUUUUUUCAACGUUUUUGUUUGAGUGGGACAGACCAAUUACUUUUGUAACAAAAAAAAUCCCCAGGUUUUCUGAUUCUGUAUGUCCUUUUCCACUGAAGUCCUGCUUGGAAUAAUUUAUCCCUCUGAACUGAAUGCUCUUGUAAUGACUUUGGUUAAUAAGGAUCUUUGUUUUAUGUCUUACACAUAUUUUCUGCAUUAACUAUGUGCUUUAUUUAGGGAAAAAUUAAUGCCUGUAAAUUAACAAUACAAUUUCAUGGCACCGUUUGUAAGUGGUCGGUGGAUUGGAUCCAGGCCCUGUGUGUGCGUGUGUGUCACAUGAUUCUCAAAAGGUUCGAAGUCUACGUCCCAAAUAGCACCCUAUUCCUUUAUAAUGUUGGGAAUAGGGCGCCAAUUGGGAAGCAACCAAAUGGUUCAUAAAUGGAGGGUUCAUAUUUUGUAAGGAUAUAAAAGAGACCUUAUAUUUAUGAUUUCCCCUCUAUCGUUGCAAACUUUUAAUGAAGUUUAGUAUUGAGUAAAAAUGGUUUUAAAAACAACAAAAGUUCUGUUGACUGACUUGUGAUGGUGACUGGAUUGCAAAGAGAAAGUUGUUUUUACCUACAGUACAUUUUGUAAACAGGCAGCUAACGUCUUUAUUGAUGAAUAAUUGGUUUAGUAGCCUACUCAACUUUGUCCUUUUUCUCAAACCUUGAUUUACUUUUUUUUAAAGCAAUUGAUAGCCUAAAUUCAGAGGGAUAUAUUGAUUAGAUUAAUUUUGAAACCUAAGGACAAAGAAUAAAGGUUGAGGAUAGAUUUGGAGGAAAAGUGUUUUCUAAGUGUCAUCGGGCAAUCAAUAAUGGUUUGAAAAUAUCUGUCUGUUUGUCUUGUGAAGGGUGCAGUCCCCUCAGUCUGUGUCAUUUUAGCUGUUUUUAGAUUUUAAACUCUCCAUUUCAAAAUGCAGGUGAAUGUAAUAUAGUAAUCAGCACUUGUCAACAAAGAAUAAAUAACAAUGAGAAAACA
Messenger RNA from Oncorhynchus nerka (sockeye salmon), 7171 nucleotides. RefSeq names its product putative Polycomb group protein ASXL2. The transcript has 13 exons. Lineage: Eukaryota; Metazoa; Chordata; Actinopteri; Salmoniformes; Salmonidae. Gene Ontology annotation, biological process: positive regulation of transcription by RNA polymerase II; animal organ morphogenesis. Gene Ontology annotation, cellular component: PR-DUB complex. The coding region runs from base 100 to 4332 and encodes 1410 amino acids. Gene Ontology annotation, molecular function: chromatin binding; peroxisome proliferator activated receptor binding; DNA binding. The record is from RefSeq and is a predicted model, not a curated record.